UCUCCUCUAUAUCACCUCCACCAGCAUGAAGCUCCUGCUCACGCUGCUGUGUGUAGCGGCUCUCCUGACCCCAGCAGCUCCGCAGAACAGCACUACAAUGAGUACUAACCUGACCAGCUCUUCACCUGCUGCCAGCCUGAUCAGCUCUUCACCUGCUGCCAGCCUGAUCAGCUCUUCACCUGCUGCCAGCCUGACCAGCUCUUCAACUGCUGCCAGCCUGACCAGCUCUAACUGGACUUCAAGCACCACUAGAGGAGGCAGCGUGAGGCUCAGCGCGUCAGGCUCCGCCCUCUUUCUGCCUCAACUCUUCAUUUCCCUCAGGAUGAUGAUGUGAUAUUUCUGAAAUAUCACAAAGGCAGAUCUUCAGCGUCUUCAUGUGUCUCUCAGUCUGUAUGAUGCGGGAGGUUUAGAGGGUCGGUUGGCCCAAUUUUCACUCUCCACCAUAAAUCCCAGAUAUUUACAUUUACAGCAUUUGGCAGAUGCUCUUAUCCAGAGCGACUUACAGUUUGAUUGUUUUUACACUGGCAGGCGAAGGCAGUGUUGGGAGUCUAGUGUAGGGUCCUCGCCCAGGCGGGCACUGAACCCCAGUCUAAAGCAUAGAUGCCAGAGGUGUUACAAACUACACUACACCAACCACAUAAACAUAAUACAUGACAUAACACACACUAAGACAACACAACCAGCAGAUCAUGAAAAGUGAAUAUUUUAGGUAAAACACACUUUCUCUAAACUCUUUCACUAACGUGGGGUUGGUCGGCACAUUAUGAAGACCACUGGUACAACAUUAAAGACUGAAAUUUCAAAUAGCAGCAAACAAAAAUAAUCAGAAGUUUUAAUUUUAACCAUUCAGUCACAGCCAAAAAUGUAAAGAAUGCUUUAUU
Molecule: messenger RNA, 881 nt
Organism: Pygocentrus nattereri (red-bellied piranha)
Lineage: Eukaryota; Metazoa; Chordata; Actinopteri; Characiformes; Serrasalmidae
Product: probable serine/threonine-protein kinase roco5
Exons: 2
Coding region: 26-334 (102 amino acids)
Source: RefSeq, a predicted model, not a curated record